Carassius auratus (goldfish) is the source of this 4202-nucleotide messenger RNA. RefSeq names its product adrenoceptor alpha 2B (gene adra2b). Gene Ontology annotation, cellular component: plasma membrane. Gene Ontology annotation, biological process: G protein-coupled receptor signaling pathway. Gene Ontology annotation, molecular function: epinephrine binding; alpha2-adrenergic receptor activity. The transcript has a single exon. The coding region runs from base 1155 to 2672 and encodes 505 amino acids. The record is from RefSeq and is a predicted model, not a curated record. Lineage: Eukaryota; Metazoa; Chordata; Actinopteri; Cypriniformes; Cyprinidae.
GCGUUGCGUAGAGAUGAAGCCAGAGCGGCGCGCGCGAGCUGCACCGACACUUCAAACUGUCACUGAGGUAAUGCGCGAGGCACGCAGGAGGCAUUCAGCUUGCUCACUGAGAUACUGUGACUAAAACGGGAGACACAAGGCGGGAGACGGAUGGCAAACAGUUUUUUAGACAUUAUCGUUCUUUUUAGUGCUUGGACAUACCCGGCUCAUUUUGCCGUGCCUCUGAUUCCUCAUUAAGCCGACUUUCUCCACUCAGGAAUGUAACAACGGCACAACUACAACAGACUCCAUCCUUUUUCAGGGUAGUUGUUGCACUCAAAUUCUUUUUGCAAACUUGUGAAAACUGCGAGGGGAAACUGGCACAACGCCGCGCGCUGCUGCGUGUUCACUGGAAAUUUAUAUUUAAAGCCUCGCGCUCCGUGGAGGGUUGAGCAUCUGGGUAACCUAGAUUUAAGCAUUCCAAUAUAUUUGUUUUCUAAGCACUUGGUGAGAAUUAAUAGCGUUUUUAUUCGUAAUUUGAACUUUGGAAUAUUUAAAAUGUUAUAACUGAAUAAUUGUUACUCAGAUAGAUAUAAUUUAUAAAAUCACACUAUUACGCAGCUUUUUCAUAUUGCCAGUUCAAUCUAUUUGUGACACCAUUGCUCGCAUUUUUUCCCCCACUGGGCGUUUGGUUUGUUUGUUGUUUUAGUUUUAGUUUUUUCCUUUCACGUUAUCUGUCUUCGUUCAGAAGUUGAUAAUUUAGCGACAGAACCAUAAAAGAUAAUUUAUCAGAACCCUAAAUCAUAAUUUAAUAGAUGUAAUCUCCCUGACAUUUAAUUUUCUUUUUCAUGGCUGUCUUUUAAAUUAAAUUGCACGUUUCCAUAACUGUUCAAUAACGUUUAUUCCAAAUUUGACGCAAAGUAAUAAUGUAUCAACACUCGACGAGAUGUGACGUAACAAUGACUGACAGAAUCUUUUCGCAGUGAGCGAUGUAUUCAUUCGAUUAUACGUAAAAUCUUUUAAUUUCAAAAGAAUACAUUUUACUAAGUUAUUAGAAGAAGAAGAAGGAAAAUAAAACAGCUAAACGAAAUCAUUCAAUUUAUUCUGCUCACAUUUGGAUUACUAAUAGAGAAGGUUAAUCCACGUGUAUUCUCAGUUGCCGCCUUGUGGCAGUCAUGGCAAGCGCGUGCUUGGCGGGCACGAGUCUGCAUGGCCACAACAUCAGUGGCACUGGAGGCACAUCUUCACCGACUUGUAACCAGAGUAUGUUAAAACCCCCUCCGUACACCCCAGAAGCCACAGCAGCCUUUGCAACAGCCAUCACACUGAUGAUUAUUUUUACAAUUGUUGGCAAUAUUCUGGUCAUCAUCGCUGUUUUAACCAGCCGCUCGCUCAGAGGACCCCAGAAUCUCUUCUUGGUCUCCCUUGCAGCUGCAGACAUUUUGGUGGCCACUCUCAUCAUCCCAUUUUCACUGGCCAAUGAACUGAUGGGCUACUGGUAUUUCCGCACUGUAUGGUGUGAGAUUUACCUGGCGUUGGAUGUGUUGUUCUGCACUUCCUCUAUAGUACACCUGUGCGCCAUCAGUCUAGACCGCUACAUGUCUAUCUCACGUGUCACGUACGGCCCAAAGAGGACGCCCAAACGCAUCAAAUGUUCCAUUUUGGUGGUGUGGCUGAUCUCAGCAGUCAUCUCCUUCCCACCACUACUCUCCAUGAACAAGAACAAAGGGGUUUCAGGUGGGCUGCCACAGUGUGAGCUCAACAAUGAGCGCUGGUACAUCUUGUACUCAACUAUUGGUUCCUUCUUUGCUCCUUGUCUGAUUAUGAUCUUAGUCUACAUGCGGAUCUACCAGAUCGCCAAGCAGCGCACACGAUGUCCACCUGGGGAGCCCCGCAAAGAGGUCCCAGCCAAUGCCGCAACUCCUCAGCACAAGGUCCACAUGGAGGGUCUACAAAAUGGAAGAGGAGAUGAAACGCCCUCUACCUUGCAGAAAAAAAACAGGCCUCCGACUCUGGCUGUGUCCCAAGUGGACUCCACCGAGCAGGCGGCGAGCCCCCCAGUCUCCAAAAAACAUCUGCGACCCCCUUUGACAACCCUGACAUCGACCACAUCGUGCCCCUCCCCGUCUCCUUCAAAUUCAUCCGAAAUGGCUCCUUAUAAACCUAAAGAGGGGAAAAAGGCGAAGAAGACCAUGAAACAGCCUGACAACAAUAACGGAGAGAGCAUGAGCUCUGACUCAGACACUGAGCAAGGUGGGAGGGGGUUAGAGGUCCCCUGUACCCCGAGCAUGACACCCAGUGGCAUCCAUUCCCCCGCCACCAUCCAGAAAUACAGAGACAUGAUCGCCACCACCAAAGGGGCCAAAUUGGUGACCCGGAAGACGAAGCAGGAAGGAACACCCAACUCCGCACGGCGCAAAGCUAUGGUGAACCGAGAGAAGCGCUUCACCUUUGUGCUGGCGGUGGUUAUUGGCGUCUUUGUCAUCUGCUGGUUCCCUUUCUUCUUCUCGUACAGCCUACAAGCUGUGUGCCCAGAGAUGUGCGCCUUGCCAGAUCCGCUCUUUAAGUUCUUCUUCUGGAUCGGCUACUGCAACAGCUGCCUCAACCCGGUCAUCUACACCAUCUUCAACAAAGACUUCCGCAGAUCCUUCAAAAAGAUUCUCUGCAAGAACAUCAAAGGCACAUUCUUCUGAAGCUCCUGAAGUGAAUCAUCUCCUCAGACAACAACAACAACAACAACAACAAAACGGUUAUCCACAACACAGGCUUCAGAAAAAGACUAAAAGAAGCACAAUAACAGUGCUGUUGCAAUGUAAAUGAAGGGCCUUUUGUGCAGCCCGAUGAACUGAGGACACUUUUUUUUUGGGGGGUUCAGGUUACCACCUCAGGCACUGGAUUCCUGGUAUACAUGCUAUAAAAUGGACCUAAUCCAAAAAUAUUCACUGACAACGAAAAACCAAAGCUGAAAACAAAACGAAAAUUAUGAGGACUAUUGCACACCUUCUCUUAUCUCACCUUUCUAAAAACGCCAGGACUUGGGGACACUGCACAAAUGGAUUUCUCUAAGGACUUCAGAGGUACACCUGCCAUGGAAGGAAGCCUUUCUUUCUCUUUCCACCUUGGACAGGUUGGCAGCAGGCUUUACAAUUGAAAAAUGUUUAUUACAGGAAAUUUAGAUAUGUAUUCAUUUCGAAGGUCAUUUUCAUUUUUAUUAUGACAAGACUUUUUGCUUCAUCAAAACUUACUUUAGACUUUGGUAACUGUAUCAGAUGACACAAACACCUCCUGAUUUCACUGGGGGGUGCUGUUUCUGACUCAGUGCAGCACUUUGCUUUGUAUAAAAGAACAAAUGAUCAUUUGUUGGUGUACACUGGUCUACUGCACCCUAAAUGUCUGAACAUUCAGCAGGGUGAUACUUUGGGACUAAGGGCUGAUAGCAGUGAUGCUUUCUAUUUCGUUGGUCAUUGUCUUUUUGCUAAUGAUCCCUGUGUGUGUGUGUGUGUGUGAAAUGUAGUGAAUGGGUAUGCGUCGUGUCUGAUUGCCGUGUAUGUUUAGAAAUGUAUGCUGUGUGUGAGAGGGUGUGCGAAUGUUGUUGUGCAAAGUUUUCUGUGUGUAAUGGUGUGCGAGUUCACAUCCCUCCCCGAUUCCACUGGCACCAGUUCAACUAUAUAUGUAUGUGCUUGAUAAAUGUGACUGGUUUGCCAGAUCUGCCAGUGCUUAUGAUUCAGCUACUUCCCGUGCCAAUGCUUUUACAUGCUGCUAAACUCAUUUAAUAUCUUCUUAAACCAGAGUUUAUUUCAUAAGAAUUGUUCCAUUGCAGGUCCUUUUGAACUAAUAAUUUUGAGACAGUUAAGACAUGUUUUAGAGGAGAGGAGAGCUGUAAAUUAUUCUUAUGUAAAUGAUUUUGUAUUUAUUUAAUCUGCUAUUUCUUAUUGUUUCCCCCUAAUAUAUAUAUUCCACUUUUUUUUUUUUUUUUCCCAAGGGGAAAACAAUCAUGAGAUCGUUUCAGCUACAACACAAUAUAAAAAGCCUUCUACUGUACUUUUCUGGUAUGACUUUUGUAUGUGGCAGGACAUUGCAUUCAGGCUGCAUUCUCAUAAGCUUUGCAAUUGAUGAGAUCCUGGUAACUGUAUCCAUUUUGCCUCCUGGACUCCUCUUUCUUCAGUGUAAUGCUGUUGGUUUCCCACUGCUCUUGAAAAAUAAAACCGCUGAGCUGUGCGUGC